Messenger RNA from Symsagittifera roscoffensis, 3218 nucleotides. RefSeq names its product sodium-dependent lysophosphatidylcholine symporter 1-B-like. Gene Ontology annotation, cellular component: plasma membrane. The record is from RefSeq and is a predicted model, not a curated record. Gene Ontology annotation, molecular function: symporter activity. The transcript has 8 exons. Gene Ontology annotation, biological process: carbohydrate transport. Bases 1302 to 3161 code for a protein of 619 amino acids. Lineage: Eukaryota; Metazoa; Xenacoelomorpha; Acoela; Convolutidae.
UGUUGUCUCUCUUUUAAUUUCCAUACACUGAAAACUUGAUUUUACGCAUUCUGUUCUUACCAACGUAAUAAAUGCUUUUUCUUCUCAGUUUCUGUUGCGUAUUCUUUAACUUCAAAAGAAAAAUGGAGCCUCGGGCAAUUAUGUUUUGAAAAUCAGAAAGAAGUGUUGCAGUUAUAUUGCUUAAGUUGACCCCUUUUUACCUUCUACCAACCAAAUCUUGUCAGUAUGAUAAAUUUGCACAUCUGACGGCGGCGUUUUUUCACAAAAAUAGAACAAACUAAAUCCUUGUUUUCAGAUUGGCGUUUCUUAGCUUUCUUCAUUUUUGAGGUGGUAGUUUUAGUGCCGUUUCGAGAAGCAAUGCUGACCGCUGUGCUUUUUCCGACUGUAGACUUAUAUCCUCCGUUUUUUUCUCGCGUAUCAGCUAAAACUGGAGGUUUUGAUCUUCUUUUAAGCUCUAGUUGAAAAUUCAGUCUGUUUAUUUUUCCAUUUUUCUGCCGUUUUAAAACGAAAAAAACACUGCAGCUUAAUAAUAAUAAUAAACAUACACAAAUUGAAAAGUUCAUUGUUUUUUUUUAUUUUGCGAGUAUAUCGAGUGAGUAUAGCUUACCAUUACCAUUUAUGGCAUGGAGGAAAACUGAAACGACAAUCAAACAAAAUUAUUUAUCCCAACUCUCCCUUCUCAAUUAAACGUGUCUCUGCAUACCUUUCUACGUUUCAGCUGGCGGGAAAAAGAGCGUGACGUUUUUCCUUCUCAUUUUUAUAAAAUGCAGAAACCAUUGGUUGUUUUUACGUACAGAAUGGAAUAUAUUGCUGUACCAACAUACCAAUAUAUAGCAGAUAUUUUAUUAGCUGACAUUUAAUGCCCUUUUUUCACCAUUUGAAUAGAUAAAGAAACAGUAGAAAAUUACUCUAAUUGCUGAAGGCAAACAUUUUAGGCUGUUAAAAACGCUAGUUACCGAUUAUUUCGUGGAACUGACAGAAAAACUAUGUUUAGAUUGAACAAAAUCUGUGCAGAAAAAACCAUCGGCGUUCGUGGAAGCGUCUUUUUGUGACCUUUACAGUUGAUCGGAGACUGAACUUACUCAAAUCUGAAGAAGAAGAUGAUUAGUCAACGGAUUAUUGGGUUACCAAUUCCAUUCACAUCCAAUCAAGGCGUCAUCAGUCGCUUCCUCCCCCCAUUUGGGUUGACUCCGCCUCAUAACUGAAUUAUUGGCACUGCAGCGAUUCCUCCUCCGUCUCUCAGCUGACAGUGGAAUCGACUCUUCCGACCAUUUUCGGACUCCCAACAUAUCAUUCUUAAAAUGGCUGCUUCGAAGUACUACCCAAACUGCGCUCCGGACGAUUAUGCGCCCGACAGACCCCCUCCACCACCCCCUCCCAGAAAUCGAAACUCCCAACACUAUAAAUAUACCUCCCGAUCGCCACCGGCCCAACAGCACUACCCUGGUAGUCAAGGUUCCUGGUCAUCCAAUCCUCCCCCCUAUAUUAUACCGAACGACAUUCCAAGACGGCCGCCUCCCUCGCCGCCAAAGUACAGCACAAGAGAAGGCACAAAAACUACACACAGACCCGAGCCGGAUUCGAACCCCAAUCCGGGUCCAAACAGAAGUAACAGAAAUGGAGUGGUACCAAAUGAGCAGACGAAUGGAGUUGCUGCCAAUACGGGGUCGGACGCGGAGCCGCCAGUUGACCCUAAAGACAGACUGCAUAUUCUGCGGAAGCUGGCACUGGCUAUGGGUGCGGCCCCUUUGGUGUUCCCCAUUGUUACCUCGACCGUCUUCAUCAACCUGUUUCUGCUGGAGACUGCCGGCAUCACUGCCCGCAACGUGAGUGUGGUGCUGUUCGUCGCCCGUGCUUUCGACGCCAUAUCAGACCCCAUUGUGGGAAUACUCGUGAACAAAACACAACAGAAGGGACCCAGUCUGAAGCGGUGGAUGACAGCUGCUCUGCCCUUCCUCAUGGGCUCAUACUUCGCACUAUGGUUCACUAUGGACAUCCCUGAAUGGUCCAAAGUGCUCUACUACACAGUCAUAUAUAUUAUACUUCAGGUGGCAUUCACAGUGUACAGUGUGCCCUACUCGGCCCUGAUAAUGUACCAGACUAACAACAGACAGGAGCGGGACUUGGUGACUGCGUUCCGAAUGACGGCCGAGAUCCUGUUCGCAGUCUGCUCCGUCGCCAUCUUCGGGGGCAUCACCACCGGAAGUGACCUUGCGGGAGACGAGGAGAACUGCGAAGCGGAGAAGGCGGAACUCGAGACAAAGUAUGUCAUAUCAGCCCUAGUGGUAGUUGGAGUCGUGAUGGCGUCGGGCGUGGUCACAUUCUUCGGCACCCGAGAGCGAACUGAUAUCCGAACAGCCUCGGCCAAGACGCCAGUGUGGACAGCCACUAAGCGGGUGAUGACUCACAAGCCAUAUGUGUAUUUAAUGAUGAGCUACUUCUGCAUGUACCUCUCAGUGGCCAUAGUUCAGGGCAAUCUUCAGAUAUACUUCAAACACAGCCUGAAGAAAGGGGAGGGGACGGAGUUCACGGUGGCAGUCAUCAUCCUCAUGUCCUCGGGGGGACUGGGGGUGCCCCUCUGGCAACUGGUACUCACCAAGUUCGGCAAGAAGGUCGCUGUAUUCGCAGGUGUGUUGGUGUUUGUGCCUGCUCUGUGCAGUCUCUACUUCGUGCCCUCUGGCAUCAACCAGUGGAUCAUCUACUCCAUCUGUUUCGUCACUGGAUUCGGACUGGGCUCCGGCUACUUCAUGCCCUGGUCCAUGUUGCCAGAUGUGGUGGACGACUACAUCGUCAAGUACAGCGAGAGCAGCGAUAGCAUCUUCUACGGAUUCUUUGUAUUCUUCAACAAAUUCGCAGCUGGCAUUGGACUAGGAGUGUCGACGUUGUUUCUGGACAUUGCUGGAUUUGACAACAGUUGUGGGGCUGAGCAGGGGGAGGACGUGGACUUCACCCUGCGGGUACUGUGCGCCCCUGGACCAUCAGUGCUAGUGCUGCUCUACGCCUUCUGCAUCUUCAUGUACCCCCUGAAUGAAGACAAGUGUAUGGAGAACAAAGAGAUCCUGCAGCAGAGAGCGAAGAGACAGAAGGCUCUUAAGGAGCACAAUGAACAACAUGUGAAUCCUGCGUAUAACUACCUGCCCGAAUACAUUACUGCCUUGUAGAAACAAACAACAGAGACAAAGAAUGUGAAAAAAAGUAGUUUGUUGUAUAUGGUCAAU